GGCGGGGCACUCUCUAAUACGGGUAGGAAAAAAAUAACGAACACUUGAAGGUCCAAUGUGGCGUGAUAAUUCACCUUGCUAAUGUGUUUAGCUAAUAUGCGUUAAUACUUUUUUUUGUGUGUAUUUAGUUAAUCCGUAACCGAAUACAAUGAGUAGAUAUAUCCUUCCUGCGUCUGUUUUCGGGACUGUUUUUGGCUGUGCUGUGUUGCUAAAGAACCAUCUGACUGGAGGCUCCUGCCCAAGUAAAGCCAAGAUCCAUGGAAAGACGGUGAUUAUAACCGGGGCCAACACCGGGAUCGGAAAAGAGACGGCCCGAGAGCUGGCCAGGAGAGGAGGAAGGAUCAUUAUGGGAUGUCGGGACAUGAAGAAGUGUGAGGAAGCAGCUCUUGAGAUCAGAGGUUCCACCCUGAACCCUCAUGUUUACGCCAGACACGUCGACUUGGCUUCACUUAAAUCCAUACGGAGCUUUGCUGAGAAGAUCAUCCAAGGUGAGGAAAGAGUGGACGUUCUGAUCAAUAAUGCUGCAGUGAUGAGGUGUCCUCCAGGGAAGACUGAAGAUGGAUUUGACAUGCAGUUUGGAGUCAACUACCUGGGCCAUUUCCUCCUGACCAAUCUGCUGCUGGAUAAGCUGAGAGACUCCGCCCCCAGCAGAGUCAUCAACCUAUCGUCUUUGGCGCACAUCAUCGGUGAGAUUGACUUCGAGGAUCUGAACUGGGACAGGAAGAAGUUCAACACAAAGAAGGCGUAUUGUCAGAGCAAACUCGCCAUCGUCCUGUUUACGCGAGAGCUCGCGCGCAGGCUCGAGGGUACUGGGGUCACAGUAAAUGCCCUGCACCCUGGAGUCGUUGCCACAGAGCUGGGCAGACACACUGGCAUGCACCAAUCCCAGUUCUCCAGCACUAUACUCAGUCCAGUCUUCUACCUGCUCAUAAAGUCACCCGAACUCGGCGCCCAGCCCAGCGUCUACCUGGCCGUUGCCGAGGAGCUGGCGGGCGUGAGCGGUUGUUAUUUUGACGUUAUGACGGAAAAAGAACCCGCCCCUCAGGCUCUGGACCAGGAAGUGGCAGCCAAACUCUGGGAUAUCAGCGCAUCUUUGGUGGGUUUAGAAACCACUGUUUCUGUACCAACCUCUUCUCCAGAGACCGUAACGCAGGUUCCCACUGAACAGAUUCGGACACGCCCCUCAGAGCCUGCCGCUGCUGUGACGAGCGUGUAAGAGGCUGUGAGGUGAAGUGAUUUAACAGAUCCAAGUACGCAUUACGGAUCUGAAUAUUGCGGCUACAAGUGGCUUGGAUUACUUGAAUUGUCAGUUUAUGGUGACUUCUUCAGCACAAAGACGUGUAACAGUCUUUUUACAAACCAAAUGAGCUGGAACUACUUUUUGGGAUUAAAACUGUAUAUUUAAAACAAAGCCCACAGAUUCUUUGCUUUGCGCUUUUCUGUUCAUUUGUAAACUGUUCCAUAAAAGCAACAUGACACACUCAGAAGAAAGUCAACCCUUUCGCAUACGUGAGCUCAUGGAGGCACGUGAUUGGCUAAUCCUGCUGUGAUUGACAUGAGAGAGAGUAUGCUGUUCCUCCCACUUUCUAAACUACCAGCAAGCCUAACAAAUAAAAAAAAUGUAUAUGGAUUUUUCCCCCAGUUGCCAUUUAUAAUGUAUAU
Hemibagrus wyckioides is the source of this 1662-nucleotide messenger RNA. Its product is annotated as retinol dehydrogenase 13-like. Gene Ontology annotation, molecular function: oxidoreductase activity. The transcript is spliced from 7 exons. The record is from RefSeq and is a predicted model, not a curated record. Lineage: Eukaryota; Metazoa; Chordata; Actinopteri; Siluriformes; Bagridae. The coding region runs from base 149 to 1216 and encodes 355 amino acids.